Molecule: messenger RNA, 1492 nt
Organism: Harpegnathos saltator (Jerdon's jumping ant)
Lineage: Eukaryota; Metazoa; Arthropoda; Insecta; Hymenoptera; Formicidae
Product: putative gustatory receptor 28b
Exons: 7
Coding region: 78-1286 (402 amino acids)
Biological process (GO): chemosensory behavior; male courtship behavior; sensory perception of taste
Cellular component (GO): membrane; neuronal cell body; dendrite
Source: RefSeq, a predicted model, not a curated record
GAAGACGAGGACGGCUAUGGAUAUGAAGAAGACGAAGACUAUUAAAUAGUUAUACAUCAUCGGAAAAAUACAACACGAUGGGUUUGAAGAGGAAGCAGCUUCUACCUUCUACGGGGCAAUCUCUUGAGAAGAUUUCACGUCUUUUUGGAAUCAAUCUGUCAAGUUACUUGGGCAGAUCAUACAGUUUUACCCUUCUAGUGCUGUUUGUUUUUCUGAACCAUGUGACUUGGCGUGAAGUUUGCACCGAUUAUUGUGCGGAGCAUCUUAUCAGGAAGUUCAUGAUGAUUUUGCAGUAUAUGCUGUAUGUCCUCUUGGUGUUGACAAUGGUGGUCACAUCUCUAUUCCGUCCAAGGCAAUUCGCUUUUCCCCGCCAGGAGAUGCUUAUUAUAGACUCUAUACUCGAAUCGUACGGCGCGCAGUUCUCAGACAAGGAUAUCUUUAUCGCGAAGUACUUGCAGGAUGCUGUGAUAAUAAUAAUGUCGUUACUUGUAACGAUGAGGUUUUCUUACAACAUGAUCACGUAUAAUUCAAUCGCAUUAAUAUGGUUUUUUAUUCAUAGCUGGUAUACUAUAGUCUAUUUGUUAAUUAUGGACGGGUUGUUCUCUCACUACGUGAAUGACAUAUACCUGAGGUUUUACGAGUUGAACAAAAUUGCGAUACAACAUUCGAAAGAAAAAUUGUCGGUUUUUUACAUCGACUUUAAAGCAACAGAGGCGCACAACAAACACAACGGCCUUGUGAUUAGUAAGAUUCGUUCGAUUCAGCAUCUUCAUCACUCCUUGUCCGUUUUAGCAACGAAGGUAAAUGCAAAUUUCAGUUUGCAGCUUCUGAUAGCUUCUGCCAUUUCCUUAAACGCAAUAAUUCUUUACCUGCACGAUGUGUAUUAUAACAUGAAAACGGAGAGUGGUAAGAGCCACAUGAUUACCUUCGAAAUAAUCUUCGUAAUUUUCCAUGCUCUUCGAUCUCUGUACAUUAGCUACAUUUGUCAGCGAUCGAGAAACGAGUCUAGGCGAAUGGCAAAGAUUUUGCAUGAUGCUUUCCUGGAACAUAAGUCUUUGCGGUCCGAGGUGGUAUACUUUUCCCUUCAGAUGGUUCAUGAAAAUUUAGUGUUCACCGCUUGUGGGUUAUAUGAAAUAAAUAUUUCUCUUAUGUGUUCCAUUGCUGGAGCAGUAAUAACGUAUCUCGUCAUGGUUAUACAAUUAGACGCUUCUGCGAAAUUUACCGUCGCAAACACCACGCGGAGUUACGCCGAGAAUAAUUCUACAAGUAUUGAUAUUACUGAAUAAUUUCGAUAGGGUUAGUCUUAUGAUUUAUCAUAUCUAAUUGUGAGAAUCAUGGCGCACGAUCAAUAAAAUUUUCUAAUUUUUAGUGGACAAUUCCGUGAUAUGAUUUGUGUCUCCGCCGAUCAUACAAUAUGAUCGAUAUGGCAAUUUCCUGUAAUCUGGUGUACCUUCUGGAGGAAAUAAAAUUUGCAAGUCGUGUUUUUUUAUAU